This is a messenger RNA of Letharia lupina, 435 nucleotides long. RefSeq lists its product as uncharacterized. The coding region runs from base 1 to 435 and encodes 144 amino acids. Lineage: Eukaryota; Fungi; Ascomycota; Lecanoromycetes; Lecanorales; Parmeliaceae. The transcript is spliced from 3 exons. The record is from RefSeq and is a predicted model, not a curated record.
AUGAUCGCGGCCUUCCCUACAGGCAAGGGCACGAAUGUCGCUAUUCUCACCAAUGACACCAGCAAAGCAUUGACUGGUCAAUUCAACAACACAUACUGGACAUUCAGUGGCUUCAGCAAAACCCACUCCCUAUACAUGGAGCCUACCGCCGAUAGCAAAAAUUUUCCUUACUAUGGCAAUGUAGGCAUCAAUUCCGGCUUUGCUACGCCGGGUUUCAGUGAAGGUGACGAGGAUGGCCUGCUUGUGUGGAACAACACGGAUAUGGCGAAUGGGGGAUCUUGGUUUGCGUUUUGCCCAACCCUCGUACCUGGACACGAGUCGGCGGGGCUGCAGGACCGGGUGUUUUGGCAGUCGAAUCAGGCGCCGGCUGAGGGUAUGACAAAUUGCACCACCAUCGUAUUCCAUGGUGCUUUUGAAGGAGCUCAAGAGGAGUAA